GUCCCGCACAGGAGGGGAAGCCCCGAUGACACUGGCCUCUGGCCAGGGCGCAGGGGACACACCCCUCCUGGCCGGCCAGGUCAGAGGCAGCGCGUCUGCGCAUCAGAUUCGGCCCGCGACCGUCUUCCCUAGCUAGUGAGUCAUCAAAAGUCUGUCUUGCACCAACACCCGGAGCCGUGCAUUCCUCUGGCACCAACGCGCCACUGUUUUUAAAGCUGGGGCUGGGAGCUGGCAUUUACUUCAGCUCCCAAAUCAAAGGCGGCUAUUCAUUCCCGAGAGCUGCCUGGAUGUUCGUCUGCAUCCGGCUGCUUCAUUGAGAUGCUGCGCGCUGCCCGGGAGAGCCGGCCUGGGUGCAGCUGAGCUGCGGCCGCCGAGCCCAGCGCCCAGCUCUCUGCCACCCCCACCCCUCCUGCAGGGCUCCUCACGCCCUCCCCACCUCAGGGUUCCUUGCUGCAUUCCCCGAGCAGCUGGCGGGCCGGUGUACGGGAGCCUGCUGCCAGGCUGAGUGGGCAGUGUCUGCCGCCGGCCACAGCCGCUAAAGAUGUGCCUCAUCCAGGCUGCCCCACGUUGAGUCUAAGACCCACCCACCACAGCACCCACCAUGUCUCAGAUGCUGCACAUCGAGAUCCCCAACUUUGGGAACACAGUGCUCGGCUGCCUCAAUGAACAGCGCCUGUUAGGCCUCUACUGUGAUGUGUCCAUCGUGGUCAAAGGCCAGGCCUUCAAGGCCCACCGUGCAGUCCUGGCCGCCAGCAGCCUGUAUUUCCGAGACCUCUUCAGUGGUAAUAGCAAGAGUGCGUUUGAGCUGCCGGGCACGGUGCCGCCCGCCUGCUUCCAGCAGAUUCUGUCCUUCUGCUACACAGGUAAGCUUACCAUGGCGGCCAGUGAGCAGCUCGUGGUCAUGUACACAGCCGGCUUCCUGCAGAUCCAGCAUAUCGUGGAGCGGGGCACAGAUCUCAUGUUCAAAGUGAGCUCACCCCAUUGUGACUCGCAGACCGCCAUGAUCGAAGAUGCCAGCUCAGAGCCCCAAAGUCCCUGCAACCAACUGCAACCGGCCACUGCUGCCUAUGCCACCUCUCCUUCUGUGCCCAUCCCGCUUCUGACCCGUGUAAAGCACGAAGCUAUGGAGAUGCCACCGGCCACUGGCCCAGGCCUGGCUUCCAAACGCCCACUGGAUACGGGCCCUCGAGAUGGUGUGGCGGUAGCUACAGGUGCUGCAGGGACACCCGGCACAGCCCCUCUGAAGCUGCCUCGAGUCUCCUACUAUGGUGUUCCGAGCCUGGCCACUCUCAUCCCCAGCAUCCAGCAGGUACCCUAUCCCCAGGGGGAGCGGACCAGUCCUGGGGCCAGCAGCCUGCCCACCACUGACAGCCCCACCUCCUACCACAACGAGGAUGAGGAUGACGAUGAAGCCUACGAUACCAUGGUGGAGGAGCAGUAUGGCCAGAUGUACAUUAAAGCCACAGGAAACUAUGCAGUGCAAGAGAAACCAGAGCCAGUGCCCCUGGAGAGCCGCUCCUGCGUCCUCAUCCGUCGAGACCUGGUGGCACUUCCAGCCAGCCUCAUCAGCCAGAUUGGGUACCGCUGCCACCCCAAGCUCUACUCAGAAGGCGAUCCUGGAGAGAAACUGGAGCUUGUAGCAGGCUCCGGGGUCUACAUCACGCGUGGCCAGCUCAUGAACUGCCACCUGUGUGCGGGAGUGAAGCAUAAGGUCCUGCUGCGGAGGCUGCUGGCCACCUUCUUCGACAGGAACACACUGGCCAAUAGCUGUGGCACGGGCAUACGCUCCUCCACCAGUGACCCAAGCCGAAAGCCACUGGACAGCCGAGUCCUAAACGCUGUGAAACUGUACUGUCAGAACUUCGCCCCCAGCUUCAAAGAGAGCGAGAUGAACGUGAUCGCCGCCGACAUGUGCACCAACGCUCGCCGUGUCCGUAAGCGCUGGCUGCCCAAGAUCAAGUCCAUGCUUCCAGAGGGCGUGGAGAUGUACCGUAGCGUCAUGGGUGCGUCCGCUGCCAGCCUGCCCCUGGACCCUGAGUUCCCGUCUGCUGCCUCCCAGGUGUUUGAGCAGCGCAUCUAUGCGGAACGACGAAAUGAUGCAGCCACCAUCGUGGCUCUGAGAACUGAUGCUGUGAAUGUCGAUCUGAGCACCUCGGCCAACCCUGCCUUCGAGGCUAAUGAGGAGGUGGAUGGGGCUGGCUCGGUCAUCCAGGAGGUGGCUGCCCCCGAGCAGCUGCCUGCUGAUGGCCAGAGCUCCCCUCAGGCCUUUGAGCAGGGCAACACCAGCUCCAGCAGGCCUCAGACACCAGUGGCCACAGCAACAAGGAGGCCAGAGGGCACCUAUGCAGGGACCUUGUAAGUGGCCGGCAGGGCCCACUCACAAGGGACCGAGCACUAAAGCUGCUUGCAUGCGUUACUAAUACAAACAAAUGUGAUCAAGCCACUUACCUACUGAACUGCUACUGCUGCCUGACAAAAAUGUGAUUUUUAUCCUGCCUGUAUUUAAAAUGGAUGAAGGAAACAAAUGCAUUCAUUAUACUGUAAACAUUUAGGCCACUGGCCGAGCUCUGAGACAACGGUCCCAGGGCAACUUUUUGAUAUACCCCCAGCUCAGUCUCCCGUGGUAGUGCUCUCUCUCCCUUCUUGGGGAGGUAGAAGAGGCCACCAGGCCCCUGAUAUCCUGCCCUGACCCUGCCUCAUCCACCUUUCCUAUUCCCCCUGCUCUGAAAGCAGAAGCUGGGGCAGCAGUGGCCUGGGGCUGGAGGGGCAAACAUGACACUCCAUGCUUUACCCACAAGGACCCCACUGCGACAGUGAGGGGAGUGCUGGGCCCCCAGGGGCCAGACUUCUCUUGUUUUCAUUCCUCCCUAGAAGCCGCCUGUGUGUGUGUGUGUGUGUGUGUGUGUGUGUGUGUGUGUGUGUGAGAGAGAGAGAGAGAGAGAGAGAGAGUGAGUGUGUGUGCUUGUGUGUUCGCAGGAAGACCAAUGAUGUCCCUGCAGGAGCUGUGGCUGGUCACCUGGGGGUGGGGGAAAGAUGAGGUGUUCCCCCUCCAUACCUGCAUCCUCACUCUGCUCCACCCAGACCCCCAGCGGCUGGCCUGCUGACCCCCUAGGGUCUCUUUGCCCCUGGCCAUGGCUGCCCUCACCACCUUCUGCCUCUCCAGCCACUCUGGGAUUUUGCUUGUUUGCUGUUUUUGUUUAGUUCAGAUCUAUUUCGUUUGUGGUUUGGAAACUUUCAGACCGAACAGAGAAAAAAAAAAAGAAAGAAAGAAAAAAAAAAUUGAGAGACUAGUGUCCCUGUCCCCAGCCUGCUGCGGAUUUGGUGAAUUCAUGCCCACAGCCCCACCUUGGCCUCCCACUGGAGGCAGAGGGGCCCAGGGAAGUACAGUUAUCUGUAUACAGCCACACUGGGCUAGCGGGGCACUGCUUCCUGGCUUGGGCUCACUGCUCACUGUGGGUACCUGUGAGGUUGGCGGCAGGUAUGGGCCCUGCGUGCCGGGGCCAGGGUAGUUGGCAGGCGUGGAUCUCUGGGGGACCAGAAGCUUAGACUGUCAUGAGGAUGCAGGGAGGGGUUGAGGACAGCCGGUGGGCUUGAAGCUGGCAUUUUAUAAUUAAGUGUGGACUGUGCUCCUGAGGCCACUUACCCAAGUGUCUCCUCUUGGACUCUUGUCCGGGGACUGCCUGCCCACCUACAAAACCUAGCAGCUGCUGAGGUGCCCAGGGACACCCUAACCAACUUGAAAGGUCUAACCCCCAUCCCUCUACACAUCUUGAGUUUGCUUCCCUUUGAACCCCUCCUGUGUGCCCACAGGCUGAGCAGUCUCCUCCCCAUUUGGAGGAUCGGAGACCUGAGGUGCAGUCUAGACUCCCUCUGUGUUGCCUUCGUUUCGCAGGCACUUCCCUGUCUUGGGGGCCUCACAGGUAGACCCCGUACUGUGCUGACUAUACAUGUCAAUACAUGUAUACAUAUGAAUACAUGUAUAGUCCUGUCUUCCCUCUCCCUCCUCUGCAAGACCUGUGGUGUGGGGAAGGGAAAGGGGCAUCAUGGCGGGCACUGUGGGAACCGAGCUGAGCCCCUCCCCCUGCUCCUUGGUAACGCAAGGCCUGCAUUCCUAGGGCCAGUUAGUUCCGAGGCUACCAAUAUCCAGCUCUGGAAGCAGCUGCCCAGAGAUGAACCUCUCACCUCUCCCGUUUCUAUCUUAGCCCUAGGUAGGUUGGAGCCAGCCCUUUAGUGACUUGGACCAAACCCUCCUGGUGCUGGGUGAAGACCAUAGCACUGUAGAAAGUAUGGCAGGAUUGGGGCAGGGCUGUGCCCUUCCCCUCUGGAAUAUCCCUUCAUCUGCUUCCCCCACCCAAAUUUGCACUUUAAUUUGACCAUCCUUGGGGACCUUUGGGAGACAAACCCACCUGUUUUGGUUGGUGGUAGAAGGGCUCUUUCUCAUCCCUCCACUCCAAGAUGGGCAUGGUCCCCACCCUGGGCCAGCAUAGGGAGAGCGCCCCUGGCCAUUAGACGGUGGCUGCACAGAAUGCCUGAGCACUGCUCGGGCUAGCACAAUGUCCUCAGCCUCUGUCCCUUCGUGUUUAUGAUUGCCAUCUGUUUUGUUCUGGGUAAGGAAGGCAAGAGCUAUAGGUAAAACUUCAAUAAUAUUAAUUAAAUGUGAAUGGAUUCCGAGCUCUCCCUGUGCCCCGGGUGGGCCAGGCAGAGCGUUUUGCACUAAUGUGUCCCAUGGUGGACGUGGUGGGGAGCGUUUGCAGACAUGCAUGGCCAAUGACUGUACCUGCUUGGGGGCGGGGGGGGGGGCACUCCCUCUGCAUCCUGAAUGUACUUCGAGGCAGGCAGGUGGCAGGCCUGGGCUCCGAGGGGCCUUCCAGAGUGCCUUAGCAUCUUUUGAUUAUUUUUUUUCCAAGGAAAACCAAUUUAAAAAACCAGACCCCCCCUCCUUUGUUUACAAGAUGACUAAUUCCAGAAUUGGGGCUGUCUUGUCCUGUCAUGUGACCCUGACUCGUCCAGAUCCUAUAGGGGAGAGCCUCUCAGCAUUUGUCAGAUGUCUACACCUCUGUUCCUAGCUUGACUACUAGCAAUAUGCACAUACUAUGUACAGUCGAUUGUAGAAACUAUUGCUACAUCAGCGUCUUUGCCGUGAGGACAGUUGGGACUGGAUCAGGUUGGAGCUGCUGGGGCAGGCUGGGUCCAGCCGUUACUCUUUUGUCCUCCCAGAGCAGACAGUAGUCCCUGAGGCAGCUGGGACGAAUACAGCAGGUCCAGGACAAGGGACCAGAGACAGGGCUGAUAGUGUGAGCUGGGAGGGGCUGCCUAUCUGCCCGGCUGUCGCAGUACUUGAAUUCUGUAUUGUUUUCUAUACCAGUUGCUUCAGCUAACAUCUGAUUCGGUGUCUUACUUUGCCCUUGAAUGUGGAUGUGUGAAAGGUAACUGAGAGACUCUGAGGGGUCCUUCAUGGUGUGACUGAAGGUGUGGGCCUUGAGGAAAACUAGCUGUGUGGUGUUUAUUUAGAACCUAGAGGAAGGCAGAAGAAAGGGCCUGUGAGGGCUUGACAGGUUCAGUUCCCUCCAAGCGACUGUGGGGUGCCUGGUGCUACCUGGUUCAACAGCAGGAACUUCCUAAGUCCAGUGCUACCCCAUGUCAUGCUCUGCCCCACUGUGCCCUGCUUGGGUUCCCUAAAGAUGAUGAUUCUUAGCUGGCGUGGGAAGGGCAGGUGGCCCGUCAGUCAGCUGAAAACUUGAAAGACCCUGUUAGAAUCUGCUUGCUGUGGAUCCCAAAUUGGCAUGGCGACAAGCAUGUGACAUCUCAGCCUUACCCACUGCUUGGAAUGGUGCUGCUGCUGUGUGGUUCUGCAUGUCAGGCAGCCCAGCCCGUGCUGUUGGAAGAAGGGCUCAACACGAAGUGUUUCAAAAUGGCAAAGGUGUUCGCUUUCGUUUGUUCUGUUUUCCUAGAGAAGGAAAAGGAUGCGGGAAUCUAAAACGUUCUGGUUGAAUAGCCUCUGCUUGUGUCCCAUCGGCCGCCUCAUUGCAAGCAUUUUGCACACGAUUGUGAUUUUUAUGUCAAAAGAAGCCAAAAUUUGCAAUACUAUUUUUAGCAGACAAAAGAGAACUCAGUAUAAAAUGUGUAAAUAUUUUUGACUUGAACAUUUUGGGUGGCUCUGGGUUCAAGGAGAACAUUUAUCCCUUCAGUGGGAUGUUUGUAGAAAAGGACCCCAGGAAGAGGGUUGUUUUGAAGGCACUGUCUAGGGGUUAAAGUAGCAUCAUAACUCAUGACUGUUAGAAAAUAAUAAAGUCAGUUGCUCCCCUACCUCUAAGGAGGCCUUCACACUGAGCUAGAGCAGACACCAUUUCUUGGCUUUCUUUUGUUUAAGGGAGGAGGAGGCUUUGUUUUUGUUUUGUGGGGUUUUUUUUGUUUGUUUUUGUUUUGUUUUAUUUUUUGACCCUCCAGCAUCCUCCUUUCUCUGUGCUGUGACCCUGUAGUGACAAGACUGUUACUUUGUAGCCAUGGCUGAAAACAUUGUAUCAAUAACAACAAAAACAACAAAAAAUUUAAAAAAAGAAAAAAAAAAGAAAAAAAAAAACAACCCACAGCAAUGUCUGCAAGCUGACCAGGGAAACCCGAGAGCUGUGAGCCGGCGCUCAGAGCUGUUUCAGACAUGGAAAUCCAUGGCAAAGGAUGUCAUCAGUAAUUGUAAAACGCUUUGUAAAGUUCACAUUUACAGAAUAAUAAAGUCAAUUCAAACCCUG
Rattus norvegicus (Norway rat) is the source of this 6746-nucleotide messenger RNA. It is a transcript of the gene Nacc2, whose product is annotated as NACC family member 2. Lineage: Eukaryota; Metazoa; Chordata; Mammalia; Rodentia; Muridae. Gene Ontology annotation, biological process: negative regulation of DNA-templated transcription; regulation of cell population proliferation. Gene Ontology annotation, cellular component: nucleus. Gene Ontology annotation, molecular function: DNA binding. The record is from RefSeq and is a predicted model, not a curated record.